CAGCGUGCAAUCUCUUACUCCCUAUUUUUUAAAUCAGAUUAACGUGAUCUUAUCAAAGCACACUCCCCAGAAUAGUAAUAUUCAGUCUUAAAAUUCAGAGGAUAAGCAUAAAUAUGAAAUUCGAAUAAAAAAGCUCCCAAACAGGAUACCUGAUUUCUCUAAGCCAUGGCACAUUCCUUUUCCAUCUUCUUUGUCCAACAACUUGUUUCCUUUGUCAUCAUCAUCACCUUCAUGAAUGUCUUCUGCAUUGGCCAAUCCACCCCAAAGUUCUCUGCAAUCAUUAUUUUUGGUGACUCAACGGUCGAUACUGGAAAUAACAACUACAUCCUAACCACAUUCAAAGGAAACCACCCACCUUACGGUCAGCAGUAUCCCGGCAAGGUCCCGACCGGGAGGUUUUCGGACGGAAAACUCGUCCCUGACCUUCUGGCAUCUGCCAUGGGAAUCAAGGACAGUGUUCCUCCGUUCCUGCAACCGUACCUUUCCGAGGAAGAACUUCUGACCGGAGUCAGUUUUGCCUCGGCGGGGUCAGGCUUGGAUGAGUUAACCACCAUUGCUUCUAGAGUGAUCCCAAUGUCCCAGCAAUUGACCAUGUUUCAAGAUUACAUAAAGAUGCUGAAAAGGAUUGCGGGAGAGGAAGAAGCGGAAAGGAUAAUUAACAAUGCCUUUGUCCUCAUCAGUGCAGGACCUAAUGAUUUCAUCUUCAAUUACUAUGACAUUCCUACAAGAAGGCAGCAGUUCAGUAUCAGUGGCUAUCAAGAUUUUUUGCAGCUUAAGCUCCGAAAAUUCGUUGAGG
Messenger RNA from Cuscuta europaea, 796 nucleotides. NCBI's taxonomy places the organism in Eukaryota, Viridiplantae, Streptophyta, Magnoliopsida, Solanales, Convolvulaceae. The record is from the annotation of a GenBank genome assembly.